Molecule: messenger RNA, 2502 nt
Organism: Panicum virgatum (switchgrass)
Lineage: Eukaryota; Viridiplantae; Streptophyta; Magnoliopsida; Poales; Poaceae
Exons: 4
Coding region: 1-2502 (833 amino acids)
Biological process (GO): DNA integration
Molecular function (GO): RNA-DNA hybrid ribonuclease activity; nucleic acid binding
Source: RefSeq, a predicted model, not a curated record
AUGUGCAUUGACUUCACAAUCUUGAACAAGGAGUGCCCGAAGGAUGAAUACCCACUACCACGAAUCGACACCCUGGUCGAUGCAGCAGCUUGCUCGGAGAUGCUCAGUAUGUUGGAUUAUUUCUCAGGUUACCACCAGAUAUUCAUGAACAAGGCAGAUGAAGAGGUGACCAGUUUCACCACCCCCUUCGGGACAUAUUGCUACGUGAGAAUGCCAGAGGGCCUCCGCAAUGCCGGAUGCACUUUUAACAGAAUGAUCAAGAAGGUACUGGGAGAUCAACUAGGGAGGAACAUCUCUGCAUAUGUCGACAAUGUUGUUGUCCGAAGCGAGAGGAGGGAGGAUCAUAUCCAAGACCUUCGCGAAACAUUCGCGAACCUUUGCCGUCAUGGUUUGAAGCUGAACCCGAAGAAAUGCGUCUUCGGAGUCCGAAGAGGCAAAUUAUUGGGAUGCAUGAUAACCGAAAUGGGAAUUGAGGCAAAUCCGGAGAAGAUAGAAGUCAUCAAGCGGAUGAAGCCGCCAACUACAAGAAAAGGGGUGCAAAAGUUAACAGGCAGGUUGGCUUCGCUUAACCGAUUCAUAUCAAAAUCUGCGGAGAAGUGCCUUCCAUUUUUCAAGGCACUGAAAGGCUCAGGCAACUUAGAAUGGGGCGAAGAGCAGGCGAAGGCCUUCGAAGACCUCAAGCAGUACAUUGAGAAAUUGGCAGUCAUGUCCAGCCCUUCGGAGAAGGCGGAGUUGUUGUUAUACAUCUCCACAUCAGGUGCAGCCGUAAGUGCUGCUCUCGUCGAAGAGCGCACAAUCGAAGGGGCAUUGACACAGGUGCCUAUAUACUUUGUUUCCGAAGCCCUAAACGGGUCAAAAUUGCUAUACUCAGAAAUGGAGAAGAUGGCAUAUGCGGUGGUCAUGGCAGCACGCAAGCUUCGUUACUACUUCCAGAGCCACAAAGUCAAGGUUCCAACCUCUUUCCCACUUCGGGAUAUGUUUGAAAACAGAGAAGCCUCUGGCAGGAUAGGCAAAUGGGCUACGCAAUUAGCCGAGCACACCAUUGACUUCGUCUCCAGAUCAGCAAUCAUGUCACAGGUCUUGGCAGACUUCAUCGCAGACUGGACCCCAGUAGCACCAUCGCAAGAGCAGCCGAAGAUAGAAGCAAUAUGGCAACUUGAGUGUGAUGGGGCUUACCAGAGAGACGGAGCAGGAGCUUCAGCAAUCCUAAUAGCACCUUCGGAAUACGAAGGCCUUCUCUUGGGUCUUCGCAAAGCAAGAGCGCUGGGCGCGCGAAGAUUAACGAUCAGGUCUGAUUCAGAGUUGAUUAUAGGCCAAAUAAACAAGUCAAACAGGGCUCUCAAGCCAGAAUUAGCGAAGUACCUGGCAGCAGUGCGAAGCAUGGAGAAAUACUUCCUCGGGUUUAGUAUCCGCAGUUUCUCCAGAACGAAGAAUAAGCAAGCUAAUCAACUGGUGAAGGCGGCAGCGCAGUUCGAUUCAUUACCGCCAGAUGUGUUCUUCGAAACAUUAAAGCAGGCCUCCGUCAAUUGUGCGGAAGAACCAGCCAAAUUUGUCAAUGCCAUAACCAGCGAAGACUGGAGGGCAACCAUAAUGGCCUACCUUCGUGGACACUUCAUCCCGGAGGAUGAGAAGGAAGAGAAGAGAAUGGCACUUCGGGCCAGGAAUUACAGAAUCAUAGGCGAAGAGCUAUACCAGAGAUACAUGCAGGGAUGUGUUCUUCGCACAUCGCAACGAGGGCCCUGCAAAUUCCCACCCGACGAGGUGCAGCUAUUGCCUCCGGUAUGGCCCCUCGCGCGAUGGGGCAUUGAUAUUGUUGGACCAUUGCCUACAGCUCUAGGAAACUACAAGUACGCCGCUGUGGCGGUAGAGUACUUCUCCAAAUGGGUCGAGGCCAAAGCACUCAGGGACAUCACAGCAGGAGCCCUGCAAAAAUUCUUUUGGCAGAACAUCGUCUGCCGCUUCGGGGUCCCGAAGGAGGUUAUAGUGGAUAAUGGCAAGCAGUUCGACUGCGCAACUUUCAGGGAGUUCACCACUCAACUUGGCACCAACUUAUGCUUCGCGUCGGUCUACCACCCGCAGUCCAACGACGCGAUGGAAAGGGCCAACGAGUCUAGGACCACAAAGUUCACCCCCUUCAAGCUUCUAUAUGGUGAAGAAGCCGUAACACCCGAGGAAAUCAAACUCAAAUCCUGGAGAACAGCCAAAGGGUCAGAAAAUAUCGAAGAAGAUAUCAAGCCCUCAAUUGACACAAUCGAAGCCGGCAAGAUACAAGCAGCAAUCAACUUGGAAAAAUAUCAAGAAGAGACACGAAGGUGGAAGAAUAAGAAAGUGAAGCCCAGAAACAUCAAAGAGGGCGACUUGGUGCUUCGAAGAAUACCGAAGGCCAAGCAAAAGGGCAAGAUGCACAGCAAGUGGGAAGGCCCGUUUAUCGUCGCAUCUAUGGCAAAACCAGAGGUCUGCAAGCUCCGCACGCUAGAAGGCACCGAAGACCCUUAUUCAUGA